GAACGGACUUAAUCCACGUGUAAUGUUUAAACGAAUUAAGGACAUGAUUAUUGACACCAAAUUUUGGUAAUAGCUCUGUAAUGCGCUACUAGAGACCGUCAUGAGGAGCAGUUCGUCCGUCUCUCCGGCAGGCGGUCGCGGCUCGGGCUCGGUUCGGCUGGUCAGCCCUCCGGGGUGUCCGCUAACCGCUCUGGUAGACGCUGCUGUUGAGUAUUUAAUGGUAAAAAAAGACUUCCAUGCUGCUCUUGCCACCUGCGAGAAAGGGCUUGAGAGUUUGGACUCUUUUGCAGAGCAGGAGGAGAGUUGCUUUAAACAUGCCGAGCUGAGAUCUGCAUUCACUAUAAUAGGUGUUCAGGCUCUGGCCGAGCUCAAUCAAUGGCGUACAGUCUUGUCUUGGGUGUUACAGCAGUAUGGAGAAACCGAGAACAUCCCUGCCAAGAUUAUUCAAAUGUGCAUUCUGCUUUAUGUGAAAGUGGGUGAACGGGCCGUGAUGAAAGAGGCAGUCUGUGAUUGGCUGCACUGCUCUGGUAACGCGAGCCAGUCAGGAUUCAGCACUGUGGCUGAGCUGUAUUUCCUCCACAUACUGUUGCCGAUGGGUCAUGUGACUGAAGCUCUGGAGAUGCUGGAGAGCGAUGUGGGUCUGGUGGCGUUUACUGAUGAACAGAGACAAGCAGCUCGAAGUUUAGUAGAUGAUCAAAAUCAGAAAAAUGCAUCAUCAUCAUCAUCAUCGUCGUCUAAUACAAAUUCAGACUCUGUAGAUGUGAUGGAAAUGUCUAGUGUGUCAAAACAAGGCAGAUUGACCCUGCGGCUGAAUUCAAUCAUCAAGUUAUUAUCCAGAGGUCUCUCAUUAGCCAGUGUGAGAAUCAGAUCCAUCUCUUUACGCAGAGUUUUCCUGGCUUUAAUGUUGCUGUAUCUGCUUAUCGCUCGUUUAGACCCAGCUCUUCCUUCAGCUCUUCCAUGGCUGCUGCGACUGCAUGGACUCCUCCAGCAGAUGUUUAAUACCAUGUUCGGUCCCUAUUACAAAGCCCACAACAGGAGUUAAGGGUUUUACUGGAGAUAGAAGAGGAACAUAAUGGUGCCGUCCUACAUUUCAAUACUUCAUAGAUCCUAAUUUUGUCAUCAUGUUUUGGUGCAUUUACUUGUGUUAUAAAUCAAUGAUCUGAUAACCUACUAACAUUGUAUGGUUACCUUGGUGGGAAUUAAUUCAUGCAGAUUAGAUGUAAAUUCUAUAAUAAAAUGUGUAUAUAUCA
This is a messenger RNA of Danio rerio (zebrafish), 1250 nucleotides long. It is a transcript of the gene pex26, whose product is annotated as peroxisomal biogenesis factor 26. The record is from RefSeq and is marked provisional. Gene Ontology annotation, biological process: protein import into peroxisome membrane. Gene Ontology annotation, molecular function: protein-containing complex binding. Gene Ontology annotation, cellular component: peroxisomal membrane. Lineage: Eukaryota; Metazoa; Chordata; Actinopteri; Cypriniformes; Danionidae.